This is a messenger RNA of Saccoglossus kowalevskii, 1056 nucleotides long. RefSeq lists its product as uncharacterized. Gene Ontology annotation, cellular component: lysosomal membrane; BLOC-2 complex. Lineage: Eukaryota; Metazoa; Hemichordata; Enteropneusta; Harrimaniidae. The record is from RefSeq and is a predicted model, not a curated record. Gene Ontology annotation, biological process: lysosome localization; protein localization to membrane; organelle organization.
CUUUCUGAAAGCACAAGUAUUAUAGGUAGGACCAGCCAGCAAGAUAAAAUGUUGUUAAUCCGUCAAGAUGGAAAAGUUUUUUCAGUAACUGGUAAUGGAGUGAUGGACCAUAUAGUAGAUUUAAGUGGUGAAUUAUCAGAUACAGCGAACUGGUUUGUUAAUAAAUUCACUCUGGGUGCUGUGCUGUCAUCUAAACUAAUAAGAUUUUACAGUUUAUCAACCGGUGAUGUUCUAUUCAGUAUGAAUACAUCACAAUACGGGGAUCACAUAUAUCCGGUUAUAACACCUGAUAUACUGACGUUAUUCUGGACGAUACAUGGGGCAUAUCAUUUACAGGGUACUGUUAAUAGUGAAUUAAAUGUAAAAGAUCAAGUACUAAGUUUACUGAGGGGUGGACCUGGAAACAACAAUGAAAAUUAUGAUCGUCUUGAAAUUCUUAUGCAUCAUUUCCCGAGUGAGGUUACCAAUACGAUACUUGAUAUACUGCCAAAUACUGAAGAUGAAACUGCCACAGAUUCAAUCGAUGAGUCUACUAUUAAUUGGAGUGGUAUAUUAACACCGGAAACCACAUUUACUAGUUGGAAAGUUACCUCCCAUAAUAAUAUGCCAUUGUUUGAAGUUCUCUGUCGUCUUAUUUAUAUUGGCAAACCUGAUAAAGUGGUACAGUUUGUGGAGUUUGCAAAUCAAAUGAGGGAGAAAGUGAUUGGUGUGACAGCAUUUACAAGAAAGAAAGAAAAGAUUCAACUCUAUGACAGAGCUCUUAAGUGUCUGCCACGCCCAGAAAACUCAGAUUAUGAAAAUGAGGCUGUAAAGGCACAAGUUUGCCUCGUCCUUGGAAGUGGUGAUGAUGAUUGUGUCAUGACAUCAUUAAAGUUAUUGUUGCAGUAUAAACUUUGGGAUGAUGCAAUAGCAUUGGUAACCAAGCAUGCUGACAACACACAGCAACAUUGUCAGUUGUUUCAUUUACUAGCUGCAAGACUUUUAAAGCACCUAGCCAAUACUUUUAUAGACAUCUGGUCUUUGUAUGCAGGUAGAAAAUAUGACAAGAAUUCUUAA